This is a messenger RNA of Oikopleura dioica, 852 nucleotides long. The record is from the annotation of a GenBank genome assembly. NCBI's taxonomy places the organism in Eukaryota, Metazoa, Chordata, Appendicularia, Copelata, Oikopleuridae.
AUGCUUGCUAAACGAACAAAUGACGGAUAUGAUACUGACAAGACUGAUUGUCAGUCUACUUGCCGAACAGAUUUCUUGGGCUGCAAGGUUCUGUGUGAGACUGACUAUUGCCUAUCUAGGUGUUUAGAAUCAUCAGAAAAUUGCAUGGAGGAGUGCUCGACAAUCUCUUCAUCGACAACCAGAGUAUGGAAACCAACCACAUCUACCGAAAAUUCGCCGAUAAAGACUACAAGGAUGACAUCAAAUACAGAUAGCUCACGAGACACACUUAUCACAACAACUGCAAGAACAAAGCCCGUAACGCUUACAACAACCUCAAAAUCAAGUCAUCCGCUGUCUACAACUCCGGAGAACUACGAAACACCAUCUUCUUUGACGCCAAUUUUUAGUUCAACAGUCGCAACGAGUACAGAUGUCUAUGUAUCUUCAACAAAUGUGCUUCCAACGACAAAAAGUUCUACCAAUAUCUUUAAUUUAACAACGCUUAUUUCCUCCACUAUCGACAACCACUACAACCACAAUAACCUCCACAACAACGGCGACAAUGACAACAACUACGACAACGACUAUGACGACAAGUACAACUACAACAACAACUACGACGACAACUUCAACAACGACUUCGACGACAACAACUACUUCGACGACAUCUACAACUACAACAACGACUACGACUACAACUACUUCUUCGACUAUAACUACUCCUUCGACUACAAGUACAACUACAACAACUACUACGACGACAACUACAACAACGACUUCGACGACAACUACAACAACGACUACUAUGAUAACUACAACUUCAACUACAACGAAAACUACAAAACCAUGCGUACCGAGAUUAUGGUUUGA